Brassica napus (rape) is the source of this 755-nucleotide messenger RNA. RefSeq names its product high mobility group B protein 14-like. NCBI's taxonomy places the organism in Eukaryota, Viridiplantae, Streptophyta, Magnoliopsida, Brassicales, Brassicaceae. Bases 151 to 606 code for a protein of 151 amino acids. The transcript has 6 exons. The record is from RefSeq and is a predicted model, not a curated record.
UUGAGGUUUUCGUUUUGUGUUUUCUUUUUUUUUUUGUAGAUGAUAUAACGCCACGUGGCGUAUCUGUCUCUCAUAAUCGGUUAAUUACCAAAAAGCCCCGUGAGGAAACGUAUUUUUUCCCGAGAAAAUCUUUGACGGCAGAGGAGACAAAUGACGAAGAAAGGACUCAAGUCUCCGUCGUACGGCGGUGGAGGCUCUGCUCGGAACUUGGAGUUGGUUGGGAAGUCAAGUGAGGAUGUAAGAAGCUCUACAAGACUCAGACUCAAGCCUUUGAGGAAGCCGAAGACUAGUCAGAAGCAGAAGAAUAAGAAAGCUGAUAAACUCCAUGGGAAGAUGCCCAAGAAACCUCCCACUGCUUUCUUCUUUUUCUUGGAGGAUUUUCGGAAGCUAUAUCAAGAGGAGAAUCCUGAGGUCAAGUCAAUGCGAGAGAUUGGGAAGACAUGUGGAGAGAAAUGGAAAACAAUGACUUACGAGGAGAAGGUAAAAUAUUAUGAUAUAGCCACUGAGAAGAGGGAAGAGUUUCACCGAGCAAUGACUGAAUAUACUAAGAGAGUGGAAUCAGGUGAAUUUGAUGAAUCAGAGACCGAAUCAGACUUUUCUGAAUAGACCCACAUCAGCAAAACAUUUGUUCUAAGCCUUCUAAUAUGGAUUUUGUAUAUCAGUGUCAACAACAUUUAGAAGUUUGUUUUUGGUUGAGAUCUUGACACUCUUGUUGACUGCACUUUGAGAUUAAUAGAAAUUAACCAGUUUCUUCA